AUGAAGUUGCUGAGAGUCCUUGUGCUGAUUGCCCUCCCCUUUUCCUGCUUUGCAGGUUCUGGAUGCCCAUUACUGGAAGAAUUGGUUAACAAAACAGUCGAUUCUCAAGUGAGCAUGGAUGAAUACCAAAACUUAGUUAGACCUUACUACACAUCUCAUCCUGAUUCUGAGGAGGCCAUGAGACAACUGAAGCAGUGUUUUCUCAGCCAGUCAAGUGAAACUCUGUGCAAUGUUGCAGAGCUGCUGAACAUGAUAUAUGAAAGUAAGUGGUGUGUUAUGUUUUAA
Messenger RNA from Enhydra lutris kenyoni (northern sea otter), 285 nucleotides. RefSeq names its product mammaglobin-A-like. The record is from RefSeq and is a predicted model, not a curated record. The coding region runs from base 1 to 285 and encodes 94 amino acids. Gene Ontology annotation, biological process: androgen receptor signaling pathway. Lineage: Eukaryota; Metazoa; Chordata; Mammalia; Carnivora; Mustelidae. The transcript has 3 exons.